GAGAGAUUUCUUCUUCGGGCCGUUCAAAGUCUGAGAGUCGCGGAAAGCCAGUCGGAGUUUGCCGUACCUCAAAAAUCAGAAUGGUAAGCCGACCUUCUCUGCCCGUAAUUCUUUGGCGAGCAGCCAUCUCACUAUUGCGCAAUGUCCAGGCUCCCGUCCGAUCGGUAAAAAAGCAGGUGCAUCGUAGCAAGCCGGGUGCGGGCAGCGGAGUCGCUCUUCCUAAGCCCUCGCUGCUUGACGAUGACUUCCGGACGACGAAGAAGGAUAAGCGCUUGAUCAAGCACUCAAGCUUUGUAUCGAAAAUCGAGAAGAACUCUGCCAAAUCGAACAAACGCCGCCGAGCUUCCAAGAAACUUGUUGCCAACCUUGAAUCGCUGGCCGAUGCCUUACCUGCUGCCGAGUCGGACCCGAACGAUCCCAGUCAAGUUAACAUCAUCAAGCAGAAGACUUUGAAGCACAGACCAGGUGCCAUGAAACGCAAGGAGAAGCUUGAAAAAACAGAGCGAGAUCGGUUUGCGAAGAAUAUGGCACAAAUGUCGAACAUUCAAGCAGCACCUACGCCGAGCUCAGAACCAGCCGCCGACUCAGUGCCAAAUCGAUGGGCAGCUUUGCGGGGCUUUAUUUCCCAGACAAUGGAACAUCAGCCCGCGUUCAAGAACAAGUGA
Messenger RNA from Aspergillus versicolor CBS 583.65, 665 nucleotides. RefSeq names its product FAM207/SLX9 family protein. Gene Ontology annotation, biological process: maturation of SSU-rRNA from tricistronic rRNA transcript (SSU-rRNA, 5.8S rRNA, LSU-rRNA). Gene Ontology annotation, cellular component: 90S preribosome; nucleolus; preribosome, small subunit precursor. The record is from RefSeq and is a predicted model, not a curated record. NCBI's taxonomy places the organism in Eukaryota, Fungi, Ascomycota, Eurotiomycetes, Eurotiales, Aspergillaceae. The transcript has a single exon. The coding region runs from base 81 to 665 and encodes 194 amino acids.